AACUUGACUUUGGAUGUUGUACCAAUUAAAAUCUUGGACGAAUAGUUGUAUCAAUUUGAACCAUAUCAUUAAAUGUAUCAUUAAUAUUAUCCAUUAACUACUCAAAUCAACACAUAUCAAGAUAUUUCAACUCAACUCAAUCUAAAUUUAUAUCAUAAACACAAACAAUUUAACUCUCUAAUAAUAAUUAAAACUCAAUUCCACACGUCAAACGCCCUCUAAAAAGUUAUUUUAAUACUAACUCCUAAAGUUUUAAGAUCAAUAAUACUUUUUGCAUAAAUAUAUAUAUGUAUAUACACACAACCGACAGCGACAACCAUAGUCCAUAGCUAAGCUUCAAAAAGGAAUUAUACGCUGCACGAAAGCGCGAGAGUAACGUCCAAGCCGGCGGCAAGUCCUGAGGACAAAACGGAAAAUGCCACGCGCUUUCUCGGUGGCAUCGGAAAUGGAGAAAUGGCGAAUGGAAGGACGGACGACACCUCUACCUAACGAUUCCCCUGCUCUCUGGAAAUUCACUCCCAUAAUUCCCUCAACCAAGGAUCACUCCAAUCAAUUCCUACAUUACAAGUUAUCUCUCUCUGUGUAUGCUGAUUCUCGUUUGCGGCGGCUGGGGGCGAUUUGUGAUGUCGGAGUCGGAGUCGGAGUCGGAGGUGUUCGACGCGGCGGCGGCGACGGAGUUGGUGAAGAAAUUGAGAUGUAGUUUUACUACCGGCAGGACUCGGAGCUAUGAGUGGAGAGUGUCGCAGCUUGAGAACCUCUUGAAGCUUAGCGUUGAGCAUGAGGAAGAUAUUUGCGAUGCGCUUCGCUCUGACCUUUCGAAGCCUGUAGUGGAAUCUAUCGUUCAUGAGAUAGCUUUAUUAAAAGGUUCGUGUAAAUUGGCAAUUAAAGAACUCAGGCGUUGGAUGGCACCAGAAAAGGUUAAAACUUCAAUUACCACAUUUCCUUCAUCUGCUGCAAUUGUACCAGAACCUUUUGGCAUCGUCCUGAUCAUUUCUGCUUGGAAUUAUCCAUUCUUGUUAUCUCUCGAUCCAGUUGUUGGAGCAAUAGCAGCUGGCAAUGCUGUGGUUCUAAAGCCCUCAGAAAUUUCCCCAAGAACAUCAUCUUUGAUGGCAAAACUUUUAGAGAAAUAUUUGGAUACUUCUGCUGUAAAAGUUGUUGAGGGUGCUGUUCCCGAAACUAAUGCUUUGUUGGAGCAAAAGUGGGACAAAAUAUUUUACACAGGCAAUGGAAGAGUGGGGCGCAUAGUGAUGGCAGCUGCUGCCAAGCAUCUUACGCCAGUUGUGUUAGAGCUCGGAGGAAAAUCUCCAGUAGUAGUUGAUUCAGAAAUCAAUUUACAAGUUGCGAGUAGACGGAUUAUAGCUGGCAAGUGGGGUUGUAACAAUGGACAAGCAUGCAUUGCUCCUGAUUAUAUCAUAACUACCAAAGAAUUUGCUCCAAAAUUGGUGGAGUCUCUGAAACAAGAACUGGAAAGAUUUUAUGGAAAGAAUCCGUUGGAAACGAAAGAUUUAUCUCGCAUUGUGAAUGAUAAGCACUUUGAUCGCUUGACAAGGCUCUUAGAUGAUGAUAAAAUUUCUGGCAAGAUUGUGCAUGGAGGUGAAAAGGACAAAACCAAGCUACAGAUUGCUCCCACUCUCUUAUUGGAUGUCCCUCGAGACUCACUAAUUAUGACGGAGGAGAUAUUUGGUCCAUUACUUCCCAUUCUCACGGUCGACAAGGUGGAAGACAGCUUCGAAAUAGUGAACUCCUCGGGCACAAAGCCACUUGCAGCAUAUUUAUUUACCAAUAACAAGAAGCUCAAGGAACGAUUCGUGGCUUGUAUCUCCGCAGGGGGCGUGGCCAUCAAUGAAACCGCCUUACAUCUAACGAUUAGCACGCUACCGUUCGGAGGAGUCGGGGAGAGCGGAAUGGGAGCUUACCAUGGAAAGUUUUCCUUUGAUGCAUUUAGCCAUAAAAAGGCUGUUCUUUAUCGAAGUUUCGCAGGUGAUGCGCCGAUGAGGUACCCACCAUACACCAAGGGAAAGCUGAGAAUUCUCAAGGCUCUUCUUGGAGGUGGCAUAUGGGGACUCAUUCGUGCUUUACUUGGUUGGUCAUAAGCACUUUCUUGCACACUUUACUUCUUUAUUUAUGAGUUCUUCCCAGCUUGAUGCUGCCUUUCAAGUUUUCUCCCUCUCUUUUGUUUUCAAAUUUGUGCCAUAUUUGCAGAAUCAAUAGUGCUUUGGUUGGAAUUGUAUAACUAAUAAGAGAAUUUAGAGUAUAUUCAAUAAAAUGAUUCUUGUAGAAGUUAUUCGAAAAAAAAAA
Molecule: messenger RNA, 2298 nt
Organism: Benincasa hispida (wax gourd)
Lineage: Eukaryota; Viridiplantae; Streptophyta; Magnoliopsida; Cucurbitales; Cucurbitaceae
Product: aldehyde dehydrogenase family 3 member H1-like
Biological process (GO): aldehyde metabolic process
Cellular component (GO): cytoplasm
Molecular function (GO): aldehyde dehydrogenase (NAD+) activity
Source: RefSeq, a predicted model, not a curated record